GAUAAAAAUCAUACUUUAAAACAAGCUAUCAGAAAGAGCUGAGUAAUUUGGCUCUACAGUUGUGAGGUGCCUAUGGCUUCGUCUCUUUCAUUUCCGAUCCUCAUUCCGUUCGCAAUGGAAUCCCCGUCGUGUGUGACGGUGCCGCAUAUGGCAUUUUCCAAACCUCCGAAGCACCACCGUCCUUUGGUCAGAGGUCGAGUCAGAGUUAGACCGGUAAAUCGCCGCCUCAACUCCGCUACGCUGUUCCGGUGCUCUUCCGCCGCGGACGACGCUGUCAUCACCCUUCACGUUGGGGGAAUGAUGUGCGAAGGAUGCGCUAAUAGCGUCAAAAAGCUUUUAGAAAGCCGACCUCAAGUGCUGUCUGCUCGGGUAAAUUUGGCAUCAGAGAUAGCAAUUGUUUCGCCUGCACCUGAAGAAAAACCGGCACCAAAUUAUCUAAAGCAAUUAGGGGAGGAACUUGCACAGCAUUUAACUACCUGUGGUUUUACAUCUACCCUUCAAGGAAAAUUGGCUUGUCUUUCGUUAAAAUUGGACACGAUUAUUCCACGCUUUGAAUAUACACUUGAUGGGUCUUCAAAGGUUUCAACUUUGUUGCACUACUCAAAGUAUAAGGAAGACAUGCACCAAAGGUUCCCAUCACUAAUAGUUGUAGCAAGCAAUAUUUUGAUGUUCUCUAUGCCUAAUACAGCUUUGGCUGAAACUUGUGAGGCUGAUAACUCUUUUUUCAAUAUGCCUAUAUUGCUAGCGGUAGCCCUCAUUGGAGCCACAGUUGGAGGGUUGCUUGCUCGGCAAAGAAGAAACGAAUUACAACGGGUAAACGAGCAAUUAAUCCAAAUCAAUGCAGCAUUAAGGAAGCAAGCCAAAAUCGAGUCUUAUGCUCCUAGCUUGAGUUAUGCUCCCAUUGGUGGUGGUAGGAUACCUGAUAAUGAAAUUAUUGUUGACCCAAAGAAGCAAGAACUAAUUUCUAAGUUGAAAAAUGGAAAGAACUUUCUAAGGAAUCAACAGUUGGAUAAAGCAUUCAUAGAGUUUAAGAAUGCACUUGAGCUUGCCCAGAAUCUAAAGGAUCCUAUCGAAGAAAAAAAGGCUGCCAGAGGUCUAGGAGCCUCAUUGCAGAGACAGGGAAAAUAUCGAGAUGCUAUAAAAUAUCAUUCCAUGGUUUUGGCCAUCUCUGAACGAGAAGGGGAGGACUCAGGCAAUACAGAGGCGUUUGGGGCAAUUGCUGAUUGUUACACUGAGCUUGGAGAGCUUGAGAAAGCAGGCCAAUUCUAUGACAAAUAUAUUGCAAGACUAGAAAAGGACUAACAUGACAUGUUUCAUGUGGAUUUUCUUUUUUCUUUCUAAUCCACCCUAUUUGAAGUGAUUAUUUUUUUGAUCGAAAAUGCUUAAAUGGACUUUUUGAGGCUUCGGUAAAAAGGAUACAUCAUGUUUCCGAGAUUGAAAUAUUAGUCCUUAAGUGGCAGAUAAAGAAGAUAGCAACUGAAGCAGUUAUUUCUUCAGAUACAAAUGCAGAAGAGUGGUACAUGGACUCAAUGAUGUCUCUUUUAACAAACUAGGCUUUUAUCAAAUCUUAUAUCCUCGGUUCUCAGAUAUACAAGACAGGUUUAUAAUAAGUACGUAUGUUACCUUAUUGUCAAUAGCGAUUAUGCCCUGUAUGUGGUAGAUUUGUCAAUGCACAAAUCUAUAAUUAGUAAUCCUGUAGUUAUCCAGAAUUUCACUUUAUGCUAUGUUGUUUGGGAUUUGUGUA
Molecule: messenger RNA, 1744 nt
Organism: Vigna umbellata (rice bean)
Lineage: Eukaryota; Viridiplantae; Streptophyta; Magnoliopsida; Fabales; Fabaceae
Source: RefSeq, a predicted model, not a curated record